Molecule: messenger RNA, 496 nt
Organism: Drosophila obscura
Lineage: Eukaryota; Metazoa; Arthropoda; Insecta; Diptera; Drosophilidae
Gene: MED9
Product: mediator of RNA polymerase II transcription subunit 9
Exons: 3
Coding region: 2-496 (164 amino acids)
Biological process (GO): regulation of transcription by RNA polymerase II
Cellular component (GO): mediator complex
Molecular function (GO): transcription coregulator activity
Source: RefSeq, a predicted model, not a curated record
GAUGGUAUUUUUUAUCGUUAUCGUCACGGUCACACUGGCUGGCAUCGAAUUUUCUUCUUUUUUAUUUAUAAUGGAAUUGUCGCCAAACAAUCAAAUCGAGGACCGAAAACCCAUCAUUACAGCCGACGGUCUGGUGCAAACCUCCAACUCUCCCUUCGAGCCGACCAUAUCCCAGGAGACGCAGACCUCCAACGGCGUCGGCACCCAGCUGACGGUGGACCAACUGGACAUUGAAAUUCUGCCAAUAAUCUACGACGUUGUGCGCUGCGUGGAAAAGGAUCCACUUGAAAACGCUGUGAAGCUGCGCGAGUCUCAGGACUGCAACCACAAGAUCUUCGAACUGCAGAAGCGCUUCGAGUCAGCGCGCGAGCAAAUCAGGCAGCUGCCCGGCAUCGACUACAACAAGGACGAGCAGUUGCAACGCCUCGAACUGCUGCGGAAUCAACUGAAGCUGAAGCAGCAGCUCAUACGCAAGUACAAGGACACUGAAUUCUAG